CAAUCACUUACAAUUCUAAAAUCCAUUCAAAAUUUCAAAUUUCUUCAUCAAAAUUCAAUUCAAUGGGUGCUCUUCCUAUCAUUAGUUCAACUGAGUUCAAGUCUCACUGUCAUCCAUCUCAUCAAAUAUUUCGUCUAGCCAAUUACAUUCUCUUAAGUGCAUCGUCUAGUUGUAUCUUCCUUACCCUCUCUUUACGCCUAAUCCCAUCGUUAUAUGGUGGCCUUUUCAUCCUCCUCCACAUUCUCACAAUCGCGGGUGCAGUGCUCGGUUGCACGGACACUGCAACCCUAGCGGGGUCCAACAAUUGGUAUGCCAUACAUAUGAUAUCUACUGUUUUAACCGCAAUAUUUCAAGGAUCGUCUUCUGUACUUAUUUUUACAAAGAGUUAUGACUUUUUAGGAGAAUUAAAGUCAUAUGUUAGAGAAGAUAAUGGUGUUGUAAUUUUGAAAUUGAUUGGUGGAUUGUCUAUUUUGAUAUUUUGCUUGGAAUGGGUUGUUUUGUUAUUGGCAUUUAUUUUAAGGUACAAUGCCUUUGUGGAAGGGAAUAAUAGUACAAAUUCUAAACAAGAAGAGACUUUGAAAGGCUAUCCUUGUCCAAUCCAAGUAUAAUAUUUCAGAAAGGCAACUUGAUACACAAAAUAUAUUUCGAAAUGGAAGGGUCGAUGUAGAUACAACUUACUCCAACAUAUUUCAUAUUGGUGCAAGUUGUUUCCACAAUUUGAAUACGUGAUUUAUAGGUCACACACGAAAUAAUUUUAUCAUUAUUCCAAAGCUUCAUGUAAAAGUAUAAUAUUUUGAAUUUACUUUAUUUGGAUAGAAUCACCAUGUUCCAAACCUUGGAGCUCUAUGGUGAAUUAUUUAUUUCUUAUUAGUUUUGUGUUGAUGUUCAAAAUUUUCUGAAUUGAGUUUUACUAAUUGCAAU
Messenger RNA from Solanum lycopersicum (tomato), 921 nucleotides. The record is from RefSeq and is a predicted model, not a curated record. Lineage: Eukaryota; Viridiplantae; Streptophyta; Magnoliopsida; Solanales; Solanaceae.